AUGGUAUCCCAACGGCGCAAAACUGUCCUCGUAACAGGCUGCAGCGAAGGCGGCAUCGGCCACGCUCUAGUCGACGAGUUCCAAUCGCGAGGCCUACACGUCUUCGCGACGGCGCGCUUCGCCCCUUAUUCAGGGAUCCACUGUCUGUCGCUGACCAGCAAGUACACCGCCCCAGGUUUCUACGCAGGCACCAAGUCCGCCCUAAUCAGCAUCAGCGAGGGCACGCGUCCAGAACUCAAGCCCUCGGGCGUCAAAUUACCACCCGACUCGCUGUAUAAGGGCGCCGAGGAGGAAAUCGCAGCCCGGGCAACGGGACAGGAUGUCGGAGAACGGCUCGGUACGACGACGGAAGAUUCCUCGCGCGAGCUCGUUGGCAAGCUGUUGAGCGGUGCCUCGGGCAGGCUGCAUGUUGGUAACAUGUCGACUAUGAUACGUAUUGUGACGACGUGGCUUCCGACCUGUGUGGUGGAAUAUCUCACUGUAACAAGCACGGGGCUUGACUACCUACCUACCCUGAGCAUCAAAUAG
Molecule: messenger RNA, 528 nt
Organism: Daldinia vernicosa
Lineage: Eukaryota; Fungi; Ascomycota; Sordariomycetes; Xylariales; Hypoxylaceae
Exons: 3
Coding region: 1-528 (175 amino acids)
Biological process (GO): triglyceride catabolic process; phosphatidic acid biosynthetic process
Cellular component (GO): lipid droplet; endoplasmic reticulum
Molecular function (GO): acylglycerone-phosphate reductase (NADP+) activity; triacylglycerol lipase activity
Source: RefSeq, a predicted model, not a curated record